Messenger RNA from Vidua chalybeata, 3229 nucleotides. RefSeq names its product transcription factor AP-2 epsilon (gene TFAP2E). NCBI's taxonomy places the organism in Eukaryota, Metazoa, Chordata, Aves, Passeriformes, Viduidae. The transcript is spliced from 8 exons. The coding region runs from base 54 to 1577 and encodes 507 amino acids. Gene Ontology annotation, molecular function: RNA polymerase II transcription regulatory region sequence-specific DNA binding; DNA-binding transcription factor activity, RNA polymerase II-specific. The record is from RefSeq and is a predicted model, not a curated record. Gene Ontology annotation, cellular component: nucleus. Gene Ontology annotation, biological process: regulation of cell population proliferation; regulation of transcription by RNA polymerase II; anatomical structure development.
CGGGGGCACCCCCGGGGCCCGGCCCGCCCGGGGCUUGCCGCGGGCCCGCACCGAUGCUUGUGCACAGCUACCCGGGCAUGGACCGCGCUGAGGGGCUGCCCGGGGCGCCGGCCGGGGCCCGCCUGCCGCAGCUGCCCUCGCUCAACCAGGCGCCCUACGGCUCGGCGCCGCCGCUCUGCCACACGCCCGCCGCCGACUUCCAGCCGCCCUACUUCCCCCCGCCGUACCCGCAGCCGCCGCUGCCCUACCCACAGGGCCAGGAGCCCGCUUACCCUCACCUGGCGGACCCGUACGCGGCGCUCAGCCCUCUGCACCAGCACCAGCAGCCGGCCUGGCCCCCGCAGCGCGGCCGGCAGGACGAGCCGGGGCUGCUCUCGCAGACCCACCGCGCCCUGGGGCUCGACCCUCGCCGCGAGUACCCCGCCGUGCCCCGCCUGCUCCACGGGCUGCCCGACGGCGGCCACGGCCUCGCCGACGGCCCGCUGGGCCUCCACGGCCUCGGCCACCACGGCCUCGAGGACAUCCAGGCCGUGGACGACGGCGGGAUGAACCUGCUCGAUCAGUCCGUGAUCAAGAAAGGCUGGCUCAGGUGCUCCGAUCACCUGCUGCUUGCGGGAACAGGAAAGCAGCAACUGAAGAUCGAGGGGGACUUUUGGUUUACUCAGAUGACAAGAGACAAUUUUGGUUCCCCAAAAGCCAAGGAAACAAAGCUGUCAGGCUUUAAUGGUAGCUUGUCUCCCUCCUGCAGCAUGUUUAUGGGCAAACAAGCUGCAGAUCAGACCAGGCAAACAGCAGCAGUGCCCAUCCCCUCGAAGGCCAACGGCACCACCAUCUCCACCCUGUCCAUGAACAAAGACGGCCUCAUCGGAGGGGUCACGAAUCCCAACGAGGUUUUCUGCUCCGUGCCCGGCCGCCUCUCUCUCCUCAGCUCCACCUCCAAGUACAAGGUGACGGUCGGGGAGGUGCAGAGGAGGCUCUCGCCCCCCGAGUGUCUCAACGCCUCUCUCCUCGGCGGGGUCCUCCGCAGAGCCAAAUCAAAAAAUGGAGGUCGGUGUUUAAGGGAAAGAUUAGAGAAAAUUGGACUAAAUCUACCUGCAGGAAGGCGCAAAGCUGCCAACGUCACCCUGCUCACAUCCCUCGUGGAAGGUGAAGCCAUUCACCUGGCUCGGGAUUUCGGCUACGUCUGCGAAACGGAGUUCCCGGCCAAGGCGGCGGCAGAGUACCUGUGCCGGCAGCACUCCGACCCCACGGAGCUCCACACCAGGAAAAACAUGCUGCUGGCUACCAAGCAAAUUUGCAAGGAGUUUGCAGACCUGAUAGCCCAGGACCGCUCCCCGCUGGGGAACAGCCGCCCCUCGCUCAUCCUGGAGCCCGGAGUCCAGAGCUGUUUGACUCAUUUCAGCCUCAUAACCCACGGCUUCGGGGGCCCGGCCAUCUGCGCCGCCCUCACCGCCUUCCAGAACUACCUGGUGGAGUCCCUCAAGGGGCUGGAUAAAAUAUUCAUGAACAGCACGGGGAACGGGCACACGACCGGGGACUCCAAAGCGUCAGACAAAGAGGUGAAGCAUCGGAAAUAACAGCGCUGCCUCCCCCGGUGGGAGCUUCCCCCGGGCACCAGCGGUGGCUCCAGGGGGAAAGGUGACCCAGAGCACUGUUUUGUGAACUGCUGAGUUUGAACGUGUGGGGAAACUCGUGAAGCAAACAAAGAAAAGACAGGAAAAAAAGAAGACUUAAAAAAUUUAAGAAGAAAGCAGUGCUAAUGAACGUAGUGACACUGAGAGAAGCCAGGCUGAUGGCUUUGGGGUUUUGCCUUUUUUUUUUUUUUUUUUUUUUUUUUUUGUAACGUGGAUGCAGGAAGCCAAGUCAUGUGCAAUUUGAUUUUAUUUUGCUUUUUAAAAAAAAACCCAUAGUGAAAUCCUGACGUGCUCCAGGAAUUUGUUCCAACUGAAAAACUGAGAGGAAAGAGCAAAAGCCUCGUCAGUGCAAGACCCAGAGCAGGAGCAGCCGAGGGCAGGGGGACAGAGCCCUGGCUCUACCUGGAUUUAUCCGCUGGUUUUGAGGCAAACACCCAGGAAAACUUCACAUUUCCCCACCCACAGCCCAGCCCUGACACCAGGCCAAGGAAAACUGCUGGCAGAACUGCUGUGGAUUUAAAGCAGGUCCAGGCUUUGUUUACAGCUUCAAACUGAGACUCACUGUGGAUUUUCCCGUGGGCUGAGGAGCCCCAAGCCACAGCACGAGGGAGGAACAACCACACAGCCAAGGGGUCCCAGGGCAGGAUGGAGGGGAUCCUGCCCUCCUGGCUGGGGAGAAGGCAGGUGAAGUUAAACCCAGGACUAAAUAAAACUCCACAACCCACAGAUAACAGCACACAGGUUUCGAAAAUUAGUAAUAAUAAAAAAUAAAGCACAAGGAGCAGAACUUGAACCAGGCCAAACGGAACUCUUCUAAAUCUGUAUAUAUUUAUUUAUGUGUAAUUAAAAUCUGAAAGUUUUAAAAUGUCCAGUGCAAGUUAUUUAUAUCAAAUUGAGUUGGGUUUUUUGGUUUGCCUUUUUUUUUGUUUGAUUGUUGGUUUGUUUGUUUGUUUUGGGUUGGGUUUUUUUUCUUUUGAAAGAUGAAAAUCUUUGGAUUUUCUGCCAUUCUGAAAUGGGAAUGAAGUUUUGGAUCCACCAAACUGUAGCAUGGACAAGCUAGGCUGUGAUGAUGAUGACUCUAGAAGUUCUGCAGGAUUUUGUACUUGCUGUUGUUUCUCUUAAUGCUGCAAUAGAUGUACAACACCCACACUACAAUGUCAUUCUCAUUCUCUUAAUAAACCUCUUUUUAUUUGAAGAAAGCACCUCCAUGGUCUUUGUGAGAAGGAUCCUUCGCCUCUAUGGUUGUAUCUUAAAAGGGAUGGUAUAGGUUAUUAUAUGGAAAUUAUAUAAAAUUGCAGAGAUUUAAAAAAGAAUUCUCCAGUUUCAUGGCUGGGGGUUGAGUGCUGCCACAAAGAGAGCUUGGGGGUGACAGGAGCUGGUGUUCCUGCCCGCUGUCCCCAGCCCUCGUGCUGAGCCAGCUGGCGCCACUGGAGAUGAAUGAGUUUGCUGAUGUUUCAGAACUACUCAGGGUAGUCAAAUCUAAACCUGUCUGUGAGGAGCUGCAGAAGGACUUCAUGGUAUUAGUGAUAAAACAGAAGAUAAAACAGCCCCACUGAUCCCCAGGCAAUGAAGCUCCAAAUUAGUUUUGUUUGUGG